UUGACGAUGGCUUUGAAGAAGAGUGUGCGAGACAGUGAGAGCUAUCGCCUAUAGUUGAGUUGAGAGAGAGAAAACAUGAAAGUUUGUACUUUGUAGUAUGUUUUGGAAUUGGGUUUAGAAUCUUGUUUGGGAUUGGGAGAGAAAGAGAGAGAGAUGUACAUAGCUUCCAUGGGAAGGUCUUUCAAGGACUCCUUGAAACUGCUUGAAGCUGAUAUUCAUCAUGCCAAUACCCUGGCGUCGGAUUUUCCAAGGGAAUAUGAUGGUGCAUGCCUUCAGAUGAGAAUGUCAUACAGUCCAGCAGCACACUUGUUUCUCUUUUUGGUGCAAUGGACAGAUUGCAAUCUCGCCGGAGCCCUUGGACUGUUGAGAAUCCUAAUAUACAAGGUAUAUGUGGAUGGGACAACUACAAUGUCUACCCAUGAAAGAAAAGCAAGCAUCAGAGAAUUCUAUGCGGUCAUAUAUCCCUCGUUAUUGCAACUGCAAAAUGGUGUAACUGAUACAGAGGAUAAAAAACAGAAGGCUGUAUGCAUGGAGAGGUAUCGUAAAAGGGAUGAGGAAGAUUACAGACAAUCUUCAGACAUAGACAUUGAAAGAGAAGAAGAAUGUGGAAUAUGCAUGGAGAUGAAUAGUAAGAUUGUGUUGCCCGACUGCAACCAUGUCAUGUGCCUGAAAUGUUACCAUGAAUGGAGGACAAGAUCACAGUCAUGUCCCUUUUGCCGCGACAGUCUUAAGAGAGUAAACUCAGGUGAUCUUUGGGUGUUCACUGAUAGUAGGGAUAUAGUAGACAUGGCAACAGUGACAAGGGAGAAUCUUAGAAGGCUUUUCAUGUACAUAGAUAAGUUGCCUCUGAUCAUUCCAGACUCUCUUUUUGACACAUAUGACUCUCACCUAAGAUGAGUGAUUGCAAGUUGCAACAGACAGAUUUUACUGUCUGGUGUGGUCUUGAAGAGGUAGUUACUUCCAUUCGAUUCAUAAACUCCGAAUGUAAUUCGGAAAAUUUAGUUUAUAUAGAGUUGCAGUGUUGCUUCCAGAAGUAUCCAGCCCUGUGUUUAUGUGGGUUGGUGGUGAAGUUGAGAUGGUAAAUUGUAUGUAGCUCAUGAUCAUUUGUAUAUCCUGUACAGAUUGAAUUACUUAUUAAGAAGAGGUUUGCAUAUUAAUAUUAAUGUGCCUCUUUUGUUAGAAAA
This is a messenger RNA of Cajanus cajan (pigeon pea), 1184 nucleotides long. RefSeq names its product E3 ubiquitin-protein ligase AIRP2. The record is from RefSeq and is a predicted model, not a curated record. NCBI's taxonomy places the organism in Eukaryota, Viridiplantae, Streptophyta, Magnoliopsida, Fabales, Fabaceae. Gene Ontology annotation, molecular function: ubiquitin protein ligase activity. Gene Ontology annotation, biological process: protein ubiquitination.